This is a messenger RNA of Clupea harengus (Atlantic herring), 3411 nucleotides long. RefSeq names its product zinc finger protein 875-like. The transcript is spliced from 5 exons. Gene Ontology annotation, molecular function: RNA polymerase II transcription regulatory region sequence-specific DNA binding; DNA-binding transcription factor activity, RNA polymerase II-specific. NCBI's taxonomy places the organism in Eukaryota, Metazoa, Chordata, Actinopteri, Clupeiformes, Clupeidae. Gene Ontology annotation, cellular component: nucleus. Bases 161 to 1345 code for a protein of 394 amino acids. Gene Ontology annotation, biological process: embryo development; regulation of transcription by RNA polymerase II. The record is from RefSeq and is a predicted model, not a curated record.
GGUAUCUUGCAGAUUCCGGUCAAUGUGAUGUUAAAAGGAUGUUUUACUGUCCAUGAUCACUGGCACAAUUUCUUUUCUUUUGUGGGGAAUUAUUCGUUAAAAAUCCUUGAGUUUUGUGGUGUGACUUUGUGGCUGUUUAGGACAGUACCCAGCAUAUAAAAUGACUAACGUUACUGUUAGCAAUUUACAGACGCAGUUGGCUUCUAUAAUGGAGCUCUUGGCAAAGGCAGCUAUUUCAGAAAUAAUCAAACUUUUUGACGACAGUUACACGGUAUUGCGCCUUGAGAUUUCCCAAAAUCAAAACGAAAAAGAAGCACUGAAAAGGAAAUUACAGGAAGUACAAGAGCAGCUUACAUGUGUUCGAAUGCGACUUGAAACAGGCCUACCCCCUUCCAACUGCCCUCCCCCCACAAAUCAUCAUCAUGGGUUAGAGGACUGGACGAGUUCAUUCAGAGGCGGAGAGGAAGUGACAGAGGGUAUCUGCCCCCAACAGCAGCUCACCAGUGAGCACCAGCAGUCUUUCAGAGAGAACCCAUGCCUCGUGCGCAUCAAAGAAGAGAGACCUGGAGAUGAUCUUUGGAACCAAGAAGCAGAGUCUGUGAGGUAUGACAUCACUGUUGCUGGGAACGCCGGAGUCAGCCAGCAGCUCUCUCAGGAGCCUGUGGAGUUUGGUGAUCUCAGGCUGAAGGUGGAGCAGGUGUCCCAGGGUGGUUCCACUGAGGAGAACCAGGCCCAGAGCUGUGCAGUGGACCAGCACGGGUCCCAGCACUGGAACCUCAACAACAAAAACGAAGGCAACGCGGACGACAGCUUCCCACCGCUCCUCCCCAGGAUCGAGCUGGCCAUCGACUACUUCCACUCCAACCCCAUCAGCCCCGAGCACCAUGCCCCUCCGGACACGUCCCACACCCCACCCCCGCUGCCUGGAACCAGCGCAGAGGCAGUCAGCGCGUUCCUGGGGACCAAUAUAUAUGUCGCGCCGCCUCAGGGGAGGCGCACGGGGAAGAAGCCCAUCAUCUGCCCGGUGUGCAACAAGCAGCUGCAGGCGCCCUCUGAACUCGUCAAGCACAUGCGGACGCACACGGGCGAGCGGCCGUACGCCUGCGGAAUCUGUGGCAUGCACUUCACGCAAAAGAGCAGCCUGAAGACGCACGAGAGGCUCCACAGCGGCCUGCGGCCGUACAGCUGCUCCGAGUGCGGCAAGGACUACACGCUCAUGCACCACCUGAAGAGACACAUGCACUCUCACUUCAGGGAGCAGAGCGCCAGGCUCCAGGCCCAGCAGCAGCAGCAUCAUCAUCAGCCACGGGACACGCACGGCCCUCAAAGAACCAAGGAGUUUUAAAAAUCAGUGUCUGAGUGCAGGGGUGUCAAAAACUGCACUAAAAUGGGUUCUUAUUCUAAUUUUGUACUCGUUGAUGAGGGUGUGUUUUUCAGUGCCUUGACUUGUAGUAUUUGGUCUUUUGGUAAGUCGUAUUUGGAUAAAGAGUUAAAAGGAACGAAAGGAAUAGACGUUGAAGGAGUUAAAAAAUCUGAAUUAAGGAUCAGAGUUAAUAAUAAUAAUUUGCUCCAUGGGGUGGAUUUGCAGUUCAGAUAUUAAUCCCAAGAGAAUCAAAGUGCUUGUGGUCACAACGGGUGUUUGAAAAAGGAUCUUUGGCUUUAAACUUGAAUUUAGAAAUUGUUUUAAUUUCAUUUUUGUGAAUUGUUUAAGUUAAAUUGUGGAGACCAGUCCUUUGCAAUGGCCAGUCAGGUUCCUUUGAGCGUCCAGAUUGCUAUGGCAACAAUUGGAGAUGUUAAAAAGCAUGACAGAAUUCAAAAUCAGAUGAUAAAAGAUGGGUUUCAGCUAGUGUGGGGAGUCAGGAAAGCUGAAAUCUGAAAAGAAUUUGAAUUGAUACAGCUGCUUAAAACAUAAAUGAGAGAUAUCAGCAGAUGAGGACCUUAGGUAAAAGACUGGGGACAGAGAGCUGAGGCUAGUAUAGCAACCAUUUCAGAAUUGCUUUACAAUCUGAUGGUCCUGUCAAUAUCUAUACACACAGUGCUUACACAUACAUUCACCUUACACUUGAGCACCAGUAUAGAAGAGCUGUAUCUUCACCACAGCGGCUGGAGACCUGACUGCCCGUAAGGGUGGAUUUAGCUAAAUUCUAUGACACACUGGCACAUCUAACUCCUUGUAAGUGUGUGUGUGUGUGUGUGUGUGUGUGUGUGUGUGUGUGUGUGUGUGAGCGUGAGUGUGAGUGCUCUGUUAUUUAAAUUACAGGAAAUAAACUUAGAUCAAAAAGGGGGUGGAGCGUCAGAGUGACAAAAGUUGAAAGUCAAAACAAUCAACACAACAGAUGGCAGCAUUCUCUCGUGCAGAGUUAAUCCGUCUGCAGGAUUUGGAAAGGGCUUAUCUUACUACUAAUGAAUACCUCAAUAAGAUGAUGACUGCAGAAUGUGCUCUCCCAGAACAGGUCUAAGCCCGGCUGAACUACUUUUUGAAAGAAAUCUGACUUUACCAAAUGAUCCAAGGGUGCGGAAUUGAUCGUGAAGGAACAAAAAGAAAUGCUCAAAAAGGUUUGGCAUUCAAGGGCCACUGGAAUCUGGAUGAAAAAGGACCUCAUGUGAUAAUUAUGUAACUAAAACAUCUUGCUUCCUUUCUGUAGGGACUGGACACCGUUGGGUUCACUUGUCCCAGAUAAAACCUGUUGCCCAGGAGUAACUAUUUCUCUCAAUCUCUUUUAAGUGACCGUCCGCUGUCUGAUAGUCAAUUACACCUUCGAAUAGUGAGGAGGCAGACAUCUCCUAAAACAAUGUGUUAUGUGUGUUGGUGUGUUGGCAUACGUGUUGGCCUCUGAUACAUUUGCUCACAGCUGGAUCCCUUAAACUAUUUCCCCUGUGAACAAAUGUUGUGGAGUUUCCCGUCUACAAAAGUAGCAGACUGAUACAUACCCCUUAUGCUAUGUAGGGUACUUAAACUGGACUGUUUUCAACGACGGGCCAGAUGAGACAUAGGCGAGGCCUUUGAGUGAAACCUCUGUUUAUCUGCCUUGAUGCGCAUCACUGCAAGAAUAAAGCUCAAUUCUUGACUGACCAUACUCAGACUGAGUCUCCACCAAUCUUUUGGCACUAGAAAUAAUGCUAUCAACAUUGUGAAUGUAUAAGUGUCGUCAUAAGGGUCGUUAGCAGCAGCCGGUUGUUGUUAUUUAUUCCCUGCAUGUAUAGUCUUAAUCUGCUGAUAAUUGUGUCCUCAUGAAUGGCAUAGAAAUAUUACUGCACACACACACACACAUCUACACAAACACACACACACCUACACAUCACACACACACACACACACACACACACACACUUGCACCUCUGACUCAGGUAUUGUAUGUGAGAAAUCUGUUUGUAUCUUUUAAUACUGAAAUAAAACAUGUAUUUCUCUUU